Anopheles bellator is the source of this 6606-nucleotide messenger RNA. It is a transcript of the gene obe, whose product is annotated as activating signal cointegrator 1 complex subunit 3. The coding region runs from base 1 to 6606 and encodes 2201 amino acids. The transcript has 7 exons. NCBI's taxonomy places the organism in Eukaryota, Metazoa, Arthropoda, Insecta, Diptera, Culicidae. Gene Ontology annotation, molecular function: nucleic acid binding; ATP binding; ATP hydrolysis activity. The record is from RefSeq and is a predicted model, not a curated record.
AUGGAUUUUCCGAGAGUUUCUCGUGUUAUGCGUGCCAAAACCGAUCUGGAUCCACGCCGCAACAUAACGCACGAUGCGAAGGAACGGGCCGCAAUAGAACUGUUCCGCAAGAAGGAAACGCAAAGCGGUGUAACGUGGAAAGAAUUGAAGCUAUUUAUCAACGACAAAAUGGACCGCAAACAGAGCGGGGUUUUGAUGAAGCAGCUGCGUGAUCUGUGGGAGAUGAGCCGGGAGAUGGUCGGUUCCGAGGAGAACACCGUACUCAUCGAUGAGGCAGCGAUUAUGGUGUUACGCCUGUUUCUGGAUCAGAAAGUGGUGCUGAUGAAACAUUCCGCCGAGCUGAAGAAAGUGUUUGGCCAGGUAGCGAAUGCACUGAUCAACAAGAUGUGCACGCUGGUGUCCGAUAUAAGCGCAAAUCUGACAGAUGAAUGCCGAGAGUACCUUAAGGAGAAGGAAGCAAUGAACGGAGACAGCCCCGAUGAGCCGCCACUCUGGGGUGAUCAUAUAGUAUGCAACCUAUCGACGGAACCAUUAGUCUACGAUCAUAGUAAGCUGACCGAUCUCACUAAGCCCAAACCAGAGGAGACGAAAGCGGCAAAAACGUUCAGCAUGGAUUACGGGGCCGUGCAAAAAAACAGAGCGCAGGAUCAGCCAGGAACAUCCAAGGGUGCCGUUCCCAAGCAAACGAAGCAAGAAACGUACACGCGAGCCUGGCUGGCGCAACAAGUGCCGCCGGAUUUGUUGGACAGCUUGAUCGAGCUGCUGCGUUCGGGCAAAACAAACGACGAGCUGCAGAUGGACCUGUUCGAUUUCCUGGGCCCAAACUAUUUCGAUCUGAUAGCGGAAAUUCUCCCCAACCGGAAGCAACUGAUUGAGUCGGCAAAGGCACAGAAAACCGUCACGGCGUUUAAGGAGAAGGCUAUUAAGCGGCUGGAAGCGAUGCAGCAUGCUCCGGCCUUUCUGAUGCCGGUCACGAUUCAGUCCGAGUCGGAGAAGCAGCUGCGCAAACAGGUGAACAAGGAAGAGAAGAAGUUGAAAAAAUUCCUAAACACCGUCGAGCAGGAGGAGGAAACUUGCGAGGAGAUAGAUCCGCUACGGUUACGGGUCAACUACCAGCAAAGCUUGCUUCUGGCCGCCCAGAUGAAACCGUUACUGAUGGACGAUAAACCGCGCACGGUGACGGCGGGACCCCGCACUUCGAGCCGACCAAUAAAGUACCCGAACGUGUACGAUUCUUACAGCGAGGCCCGCCAACAUGUCGGGUUUAUAGCGGGCAACAAACUCCUGCUGCCGGAGAACGUCGAGCGGACGGACAAUAAGCUGUACGAGGAGGUCCAGAUACCGGCCACCGAUCCGCCACCGCUGUCGAUCGGAAGCGAGCGCAUCCAGAUCGAGUCACUGGAUGAGAUCGGACGGAUUGCGUUCAAGGGCUGCCAGGAGCUGAACCGAAUCCAGACCGUCGUCUUUCCAACGGCCUACAAUAGCAAUGAAAACCUGCUCGUCUGUGCCCCGACGGGGGCUGGAAAAACUAACGUCGCUAUGCUGACGGUCGUCUACACGAUCCGCCAGUUUGUCGAUCAGGGAGUGAUCCAUCGCGAUCAGUUUAAGAUCGUGUACGUGGCACCGAUGAAGGCACUGGCCGCUGAAAUGACCGCCAACUUUGGCCGUCGAUUGAAAUCGCUCGAUAUAUCGGUGCGAGAACUUACCGGGGACAUGCAGCUGACCAAAGGGGAACUACAGCAGACGCAGAUGAUCGUGACGACACCGGAAAAGUGGGAUGUAAUGACGCGCAAAGGGGCUGGCGAUGCGGGCUUCAUCAGCCUCGUGAAGCUGCUCAUCAUCGACGAGGUACACUUGCUGCACGGUGAGCGCGGUCCGGUGGUGGAGGCUCUCGUGGCCCGCACCCUUCGGUUGGUGGAGUCUUCUCAGAGUAUGAUCCGAAUAGUGGGUCUUUCGGCCACGUUACCGAACUACAUCGAUGUGGCCCGCUUCUUGCGUGUUAACCCCAUGAUUGGGUUGUUUUUCUUUGACUCCCGCUUCCGGCCAGUUCCGCUCGAGACCAACUUUAUCGGUGUGAAAACGCUGAAUCCGCUCAAGCAGCUCGACGACAUGAACACGAUCUGCUACGACCGGUGUAUCGAUAUGGUGCGCCAGGGGCACCAGGUGAUGGUGUUUGUCCACGCACGCAACGCCACGGCGCGGACGGCGACGGUGAUUCGCGAUCUGGCACAACAGAAGGGCCACGUGCCGCUGCUCGUACCCGAGAGUAAUCCCGAGUACGGUACCGCUUUGAAAGCGAUGUCAAAGAGUCGGAACAAACAACUGGCGGAUCUGUUCCAGAGUGGACUUGCCAUGCACCACGCCGGCAUGUUGCGGCAGGAUCGCAAUCUCGUUGAGAAGUACUUUGCCGAGGGCUUCAUCAAGGUGCUGUGUUGUACGGCCACCCUAGCCUGGGGUGUGAAUCUUCCCGCACACGCCGUCAUUAUCAAGGGGACGGAAAUUUACGACUCCAAGCACGGCACGUUCGUGGAUCUGGGCAUUCUGGAUGUGUUGCAGAUUUUUGGCCGUGCCGGUCGGCCGCAGUUUGAUAAAAGUGGCGUCGGAACGAUCAUCACAUCGCACGAUAAGCUCAACCACUACUUGUCGCUGUUGACGAACCAGUUUCCGAUCGAGUCGAACUUUGUGGCUUGUCUGGUGGACAAUUUAAAUGCGGAAGUAACUCUGGGCACCAUCAGCAACGUGGAUGAGGCGAUCGUGUGGCUCAGCUACACGUAUCUGUUCGUGCGAAUGCGGAUGAAUCCGCAGUGCUACGGCCUCAACUACAGCGAUCUACAGGAAGAUCCGACGCUCGAGCUUAAGUGCCGUCAGCUCAUCCACACGGCCGCCAUGGCCCUGGACAAAGCGCGGAUGCUGCGCUAUAACGAGCGUACCGGAGACCUGAACGUGACGGAUCUGGGCCGCACUGCGUCCCAUUACUACAUCAAGUACGACACGGUGGAGGUGUUUAACGAGAUGAUGAAGCCGAUCAUGAGCGAGGCCGAGAUCCUGGAGAUGAUGUCACAUGCCCACGAGUUUCAGCAGUUGAAGGUGCGCGACGACGAGAUGGACGAGCUGGACGAGCUGACGCACAUUUGCUGCGAAGUGCCGGUCCGGGGCGGAAGCGAAAACAUUCACGGCAAGGUGAACAUCCUGAUGCAGACGUACCUGUCGAAGGGCUUUGUCCGUUCGUUCUCGCUCAUGUCGGACAUGACGUACAUCACGCAAAAUGCGGCCCGAAUCGCUCGGGCACUGUUCACGAUCGUGCUGCGUGCAAACAACCCGAUCCUCGCCGGGCGAAUGCUGAACGUGAGCAAAAUGUUCGAGAAGCAGAUGUGGGAAUCUAUGACGCCGUUGUUCCAGUUCGGCAUUCUACCGAUCGACGUGGUGGACAAGAUCGAGAAGCGUGGACUGAGCGUGCUGGCCCUGCGUGAUAUGGAUGAGCGCGAGAUUGGUGACAUGCUGCGCAACCAUCGGUACGCCCGGUUGGUGAAGCAGUGUGUGGCCGAAUUUCCGAUGCUAGAGAUCGACGCUACCCUGCAACCGAUCACGCGCACCGUCCUACGGAUUCGCGCGUUCAUCAGUCCAUCGUUCCGAUGGAACGAUCGCGUCCACGGGAAGACGGCCGAACCGUUUUGGAUCUGGAUCGAGGAUCCGGAGAGCAACUACAUCUACCAUUCGGAGAGCUUUCUGAUGACCAAACGGCAAACGGUGCGCCGUGAGGUGCAGGAACUGGUGAUGACGAUCCCGCUGAAGGAUCCGCUUCCGCCGCAGUAUUAUAUUCGCGUAGCGAGUGAUACCUGGCUCGGGAGCAACAAUCUGGUGCCGCUCUCGUUCAAGCACCUCAUUCUGCCUGAGGUACACCCACCGCACACGGAACUGCUCGAGUUACAGCCGCUGCCGCUGUCCGUGCUAGGCGAUCCGCAGUACGAAGCGCUGUACAGCUUUACGCACUACAAUCCAAUUCAGACGCAAAUCUUUCACUGUCUGUACCACACGGACCAUAACGUGUUGCUUGGAGCACCGACCGGUUCGGGUAAAACCCUCGCCGCCGAGAUGGCUAUGUUCAGGGUGUUCCGGACACGUCCGACCGCGAAGGUGGUUUACAUUGCGCCCCUGAAGGCACUGGUUAAGGAGCGAAUGGACGAUUGGAAGCUGAGGAUCGAGCAAAAGCUCAACAAGCGGGUGGUGGAACUGACGGGCGAUGUGUCGCCGGACGUUCGGGCGAUCAAGGAGUCUUCGGUGAUUGUGACGACCCCGGAAAAGUGGGACGGUAUCAGCCGAUCGUGGCAGACGCGCGAUUACGUGCGGGACGUGGCACUGAUCGUGAUCGACGAGAUUCAUUUGCUGGGCGAAGAUCGUGGCCCGGUGUUGGAGGUGAUCGUGUCACGAAUGAACUUUGUCGCCUCCCACACCGAGCAAAAGGUGCGCAUCGUGGGCCUUUCGACUGCGCUGGCCAAUGCACGCGAUCUGGCCGACUGGCUCGGCAUAGGGAACAUGGGAUUGUACAACUUCAAACCCUCGGUACGGCCCGUCCCGCUGACCGUGCACAUUCAGGGCUUCCCGGGUAAACACUACUGUCCGCGUAUGGCCACCAUGAACCGUCCCGCUUUUCAAGCGAUCCGUCAGUACUCCCCACACACGCCCACACUCAUCUUUGUGGCGUCACGCAGACAGACGCGUCUCACGGCGAUGGAUCUGAUGGCGUUCCUGGCUAGCGAAGAUAAUCCCAAACAAUUCUUGCACACCACGGAGGAGGAAAUGGAUCAGAUCAUAGCGAAUGUACGCGACAGCAACCUGCGUUUAACGCUCGCCUUCGGCAUCGGCAUGCAUCACGCCGGGUUGCACGAGCGUGACCGGAAGACGUCCGAGGAACUGUUUUUGAACCGCAAAAUACAGAUUCUCGUGGCAACGGCUACCCUGGCAUGGGGUGUCAAUCUUCCCGCGCACCUCGUCAUCAUCAAGGGCACGGAGUACUACGAUGGCAAACUGAAGCGCUACGUUGACAUGCCGAUCACGGACGUGCUGCAGAUGAUGGGCCGUGCCGGUCGGCCUCAGUUCGGCAACGAGGGCAUUGCCUGUGUGUAUGUGCAGGAUGUGAAGAAAAAUUUCUACAAAAAGUUCCUCUACGAUCCGUUUCCGGUCGAGUCGUGCCUGCUGGCCGUGCUGCCCGAUCACGUGAACGCUGAAAUUGUGGCCGGUACGCUGCGAUCGAAGCAGGCGGUGCUGGACUACAUGACAUGGACGUACCUGUUCCGCCGGUUGCUACGAAACCCAACCUACUACGGGCUGGAGAACACGGAAGAGUCACAAGUGAAUUACUUCCUUUCGGAGCUCAUCGAAACCGUCAUCGGCAAGCUGGUGCAUGCCGGGUGCGUGAUGGUGGAAGAAGACAACCGGUCGCUCAUUUCGACGACGAUGGGACGCAUCGCGUCCUAUUACUACCUGUCCCAUCUCACCAUGCGUCUUUUUGCCGACAAAAUGCACCGCGAUUGUACACUCGAGCAGCUACUGCGCAUCAUGGCUGAUGCGUUCGAAUUUGCCGAACAUCCGGUUCGUCACAACGAAGAUUUGUACAAUGCGGAGCUGGCGAAAUUUUGUCCUAUGAAGGUGGAUCCGUUGACGCUGGACAAUGCGCACACGAAAGUGUUCCUGCUGCUGCAAGCGCACUUAUCACGGUUACCACUACCAAAUACUGAUUACAGCACCGACACUAAAUCGGUGCUAGAUCAAUCGGUCCGAAUUAUUCAGGCUAUGAUUGACAUAAGCGCGGAGCGCGGUUGGCUAGCAACGACGCUGCGCGUUCAGCAGCUGAUGCAGUGCAUCAUCCAAGCGCGCUGGCUCGACGAUCCCGUCGUCAUGACGCUACCGAACGUCGAGUCUUACAAUGCAUCCGUUUUCAAGCAGAUAAAAACAGAGCUUCCAUUCCUCACACUGCCCGCGUUGAAAGAAAAGUGCCACCGACAGUACGAGUGUCUUGCCGGGCCAUUGCGGCAAGAGUUUGAGGAGCCCGAAAUCGAGCAGAUACACAAGGUGCUCAGCGGUUUGCCGUCCCUGAACGUGCAGAUCACGAUCCGGGGGCCGUGGGGAGAAGAAACGGACGCGCAGCGCGCAGUGCCACAGCCUUCUUCGCGCGACCAGUGGCUUGAAGUGUACGCCAAACAGGAGUACGUGGUGUUUGUACAGCUCACCCGGUUGGGGCCACUCGAUUCGCUUAGCAUCCACUGUCCCAAGUUCCCCAAAGGGAAGGACGAAGCGUGGUUCCUUACGUUGGGACAUCAGGACGAAGGGGAAGUGAUCGCACUCAAGCGCUGCGUUUACCGGAACAAUCGCAGCACGCAUCAGUUGUGCUUCUACGCACCAACCAAUCCAGGACGCCGCAUUUACACGCUGUACCUAUUAUCUGACGGGUACUUGGGACUGGAUCAGCAGUACAAUAUACAGCUUGAGAUUGUGCAGCCUCCCGAGGGAACUGUGUCUUUCCUUGAGGAUGACGCGGGCUUUUGGGCAGCGGAACCGACCGAUACCGAUGAUGAGGGUGCGUGCGCCGCGGGGGGGUUUGAUAGCUAA